AUGGGCUGGCUCUGGACAUCAUCGCCCCCCAAACCACCCACCGACCAACCCUCGCCCUCUCCUUCUCCUACCUCUGCUCUACCUCCAGCAUCCUCUUCCUUAAUACCCAACUCAUCUCAAGCUCCCAACGAGCCCGUUGAUCCCGAGAUCCAAAAACUUCUCGACCUCUUCAACAAAUCCGACGACACCCCCAAAUCCUCCUCUUCUACUUCUUCUUCAAACCAACCCCCCUCAGCCCUCACUUCAUGGCUCUCCUCCAAAUUCUCCUCCGCCCCCGAAGCCCUGCCCGUCCCGCCCCUCGACCCCGUUAGCGAAUCCCUCCUCCCAACCGAAAUGUCCUGCCGCCAGGCCUUCGACCAGGCCUGGUCCUGCAACUCCCUCGGCGGCCAGUGGAACGCCGUCUACCGCCACGGCGAGAUGCGCUCCUGCAGCCACCUGUGGGACGACUUCUGGUUCUGCAUGCGCACAAAGAGCUUCUCCGGCACCAUCAAGGAGAACGCCGUCCGCGAGCACUACCGCCGCAAGGAGUACGAAAAGUACUACGCUCCCGGCACCCAUAGCAGCGAGGAGAUUUGGGAGGCGAGGGAGCACAAGGUGGCUCCGGGCACGGCAUUUUCCGAGGCUAUCGAGAUUGCGCAGGUUGACGAUGAUGAGUGGAGGAAGUUGGAAGACGAGAGGAGAAGGAAGAUACGACAGGAUUUGGGAUAUGAAAAGAAGUCAUGA
Messenger RNA from Trichoderma gamsii, 723 nucleotides. RefSeq lists its product as hypothetical. Bases 1 to 723 code for a protein of 240 amino acids. The record is from RefSeq and is a predicted model, not a curated record. The transcript has a single exon. NCBI's taxonomy places the organism in Eukaryota, Fungi, Ascomycota, Sordariomycetes, Hypocreales, Hypocreaceae.